AUGUCUGCAAGCACUCCAAGUACAAAAACAUAUGGAGCUGGGCCGUCUGUCAGCUCUGAGUCUCUGCAGACAGAUCAAAGUGUUGGAAUGCACACAGAGGAUGAGGACAUUCAACUCGACCAAGUCCGACAAAUUCAUAAAAAUGUCCAGGACGAAAUGGCACAAGAUGAACAACAGGUGUAUAUGGGUGUGGUGUGGCAGGCAGGGAAAUUAGGACUGGCUUACUAUGAUAUAGAUACUACACAGAUAUACAUGAUGUUAGACACAGUGGAAUCAGAUGAAUUCACCAUGCUGAAGAGAGUGAUGAGACAGAUCCCGCCAGUUUGUGUGGUUAUUGGUACAAAGCAGGAUGAACGUUUGAUAAAAACAUUGAAGGCACUCUUGGUUCCCAAGCUUGACAAGGAGGAUACAGAUGCUGAUCAGAGAUCAGAGCCAGAUGUGGUAAAGCUACUUCCCAGUGUUGACUUCAGUUUGGACAUCUGUAAAAGAAGGCUUCUAAAUCUAGACCUGCCCUCCAUCCCCAAACAUUUUACAGAGACGGAGAAGACUCUCUAUCUCUCAUCACUUGUGCCUUUUGACAAUGUUUCGAUGGUGAGAGCCACAGGAGGUUUACUGAAGUACCUUGAGAAGAUGAGGAUUGGUGUGGAGUUGGAAGAUACUGUUGUUGGUGUACCUGUUCUAGAUCUGAGGUGUUUCUCAUUAGGUGAUCAAAUGGUAUUAGACGACACUGCAUUUAGCUCUCUACAGAUAUUUCAACGUGAAUCUCAUCCUUCUGCAUAUAAGGCAGGAUCUCGUAGUGCAAAAGAAGGCCUUAGUCUCUUUGGAAUUCUGAAUCGCUGUCGAUCCCAAGUUGGCAUGAGAAAACUUAGAUUGUGGUGUAUGCAACCCCUCAGAGACCUGUGUGUGUUGACCCAGCGGCAGAAUGCCAUCACUUUCUUUGUGAGCCCACGUAACAUUGAAGUGCUUACAACGCUGACCGAUUGCCUUAAACACAUCAAGAAUGUCACACGAGUUCUGGCCAGAAUGACCAACACUCAGGCAUCUGUCGGAGACUGGCAGGCACUCUAUAAGACAGUCUACAAUGCUAUCUAUAUUGGAGACAUAAGCAGGGCUCAGACACAAGGGAUUUACAUCUUCAAAAAGAUAUCAGACAACUUUUCUGAGGAUCUGCAUCGCAUUGCCACUCUUAUCAGCAAAAUUGUUGACUUUGAGGAGAGCAAUAGUCAAGGUAGAUUUGUGGUCAAGUGUGGAGUGGACUCUGAACUGGACGAACGAAAGAGAACAUACAAUGGCCUCCCAGAUUUUAUGACCAAAGUGGCCAAAGAGGAGCUCAAGAGGCUCAGUGAUGAAAUUACAGAAUGUAAUGUAAUCUACCUACCUCAGCUUGGGUACCUGUUAGCUAUCCCGAAGAUGGACCGUAUGCAAACUGAAGCUGAUUUUGUCAUCCCAGGACUGGAGUUUAUGUUUCUAUCUAACAGUAUGCUGCACUAUAAAAGUGCUAGCACCAGAGAGUUGGACCGACUUUUGGGGGAUACACAGUGUGAAAUAACAGAUCAGGAGAACAGCAUCAUGCACAAGUUACAGAACACCAUCCUAGAACACUCUCGAGUCCUCGUCGAUGUUAUGGAUCUUUGUGCUGAACUUGAUUGUUUGACAACUCUGGCCCAGUGUGCACGAGAUUACAGCUAUGUGAGGCCCACUCUAGUUGGUGAAGCUGUCAUUGAUAUCAAAGGAGGAAGACACCCACUCCAGGAACUCUGCUGCAGUCCUUUUGUUCCUAAUGAUAUCCUGAGCGAUGAAAGGAAUGGCAAGAUCAAAAUCCUAACAGGACCUAAUGCUUCUGGAAAGAGCGUUUACCUCAGACAGGUGGGAAUGAUUGUAUAUCUGGCCCACAUUGGCAGCUUUGUCCCAGCAGAGCAGGCUUCUAUUGGAAUGUUUGACAGGAUCUUUACACGUAUACACUCUCUGGAAAGUGUGUCAGUUGGUCUUUCCACCUUCAUGAUUGACAUCAAUCAGAUGACAGAGAGUUUGCGGAAUGCCACAGAUAAGUCACUGGUUUUAGUGGAUGAGUUCGGCAAAGGUACUUGCAUGACUGAUGGGCUAUCACUGCUGUGUGCAAGUAUUAUGUACUGGGAUGACAUGAAGGGAGCAUGUCCCCAUGUGGUUGUGUCAACCCAUUUCCAUAGCAUGGUCCACCAACACCUACUGCCACUCUCCCCAAACAUCAAGUACCUGACCAUGGAUACUAUACAUGAUGAAGAAGAGUUACUGUUCCUCUAUCAACUCAAAGAGGGUCACACUAGCUCAAGUUAUGCCAGCUAUAUCGCCAGCCAGUCUGGGUUACCAGAGGAGAUUGUCAAACGAGGUGUGGAGGUGUGUGAGCUGAUCAAAGACAACAAACCUGUACACAGAGUGGACAGUCCAGGUGUAGAUGUCCAGUAUAAAAGAUGUGAGGACAUAGUAAAGAAAUUUCUGGAGCUUGACCUUGACACAGAUGACCUUCAGGCAUUUCUGCGAGAUUAUGUACUUCCAGCAUCUCAGGGACUUCUUUGAUCUGUUGUUUCUUUUAUAUCAGUUGACAGUUUGUCAUUUUUUUAUGAUCUCAGGAGAGUUUAAGUAGUCAUAUCAUUCCAUACUGUAAAACCAUUGAUU
Messenger RNA from Ylistrum balloti, 2652 nucleotides. Its product is annotated as mutS protein homolog 5-like. Gene Ontology annotation, molecular function: ATP-dependent DNA damage sensor activity; mismatched DNA binding; ATP binding. NCBI's taxonomy places the organism in Eukaryota, Metazoa, Mollusca, Bivalvia, Pectinida, Pectinidae. Gene Ontology annotation, cellular component: nucleus. The transcript is spliced from 27 exons. The coding region runs from base 1 to 2553 and encodes 850 amino acids. The record is from RefSeq and is a predicted model, not a curated record. Gene Ontology annotation, biological process: chiasma assembly; mismatch repair.